This is a messenger RNA of Rhincodon typus (whale shark), 1819 nucleotides long. Its product is annotated as dual specificity protein phosphatase 1-B-like. The coding region runs from base 136 to 1065 and encodes 309 amino acids. The record is from RefSeq and is a predicted model, not a curated record. NCBI's taxonomy places the organism in Eukaryota, Metazoa, Chordata, Chondrichthyes, Orectolobiformes, Rhincodontidae. The transcript is spliced from 5 exons. Gene Ontology annotation, cellular component: nucleus; cytoplasm. Gene Ontology annotation, molecular function: MAP kinase tyrosine/serine/threonine phosphatase activity; protein tyrosine/threonine phosphatase activity. Gene Ontology annotation, biological process: negative regulation of MAPK cascade; protein dephosphorylation; endoderm formation.
GGGGCUCGUUCAGAGAAGUAACUGUACCAAAGAAUCCCUGUCAGCCCUCAAUCCUCCUCCUCCUCCUCCUCCUGCUGACCCUGAAUACAUUCGCGUGAGAAAGGGAAGAGUCAUUUCUCCAACUCCUCUAGAAACAUGGUCACCACCGAAUUGCUGGAGAUCGAUAGCUGCCAGUUAAUGCAGUUAUUGGUGGAGACUCAGUUGUGCUCGCUGGUCCUGGACUGCCGUUCCUUUCUGAGUUUCAACGCCUCCCACAUUCGGGGCUCCCACAACGUCUAUUGCAACUCUAUCGUCAAGCGCCGCUCUAAAGCGGCCAUCGCUCUGGACUGUAUCCUGACCGAGGAGAGCGUCCGCACCGGCCUGAGCUGUGGCCGCUACCACACCGUCGUGGUACUGGACGGGAGCAGCUCGGGUUUUUCCUCGCUGGCGGGCAGCGACACGGCCAAGCUGGUCCUCAGCACCCUCUCCUCGCAUUUGGAUGCCAGCCGGGUCCAGACUUGCUUCCUGAAAGGAGGUUACGAAACCUUUCAGUCACUGUUCCCUGGCAUGUGCACGCAGAAUGCCAAGCCUUGCCCGCAGGGGAACUCUGGAGAAUCUCUAGUGUCGAGAACCACACCACUAUAUGAUCAGGGUGGCCCAGUGGAGAUUCUGCCCUUCCUGUACCUGGGUAGUGCCUACCACUCCUCUCGCAAAGAGACCCUUCAGUCUUUGGGCAUCACGGCCCUCCUCAAUGUCUCGUCCACCUGCCCCAACUACUUUGAGGGCAUCUUCCAGUACAAGUGCAUCCCAGUCGAAGAUACCCACAUGGCUGACAUCAGCGCCUGGUUCCGAGAGGCCAUUGACUUUAUCGAUUCGGUCAAGAGCCGAGGUGGCCAGGUCUUGGUGCACUGCCAGGCGGGCAUCUCUCGCUCCGCCACCAUCUGCCUGGCAUAUCUCAUCCACACUCAGCGGCUCCCCCUGGAGGAGGCCUUCGACUUUGUCAAGCAGCGGCGGGGCGUCAUCUCGCCCAAUUUCGGAUUCAUGGGCCAGCUGCUGCAGUUCGAAACCGAGGUGCUGUGUCGCUGAGAGCUCACCGGGAGAGACAAAGCCGGACAUCGUCUUCCAGAGGGUUCUGGCUGGGAUCCCAUGUGGGGCUGCCAUUGGCUGCAAAUGCUCGAUAACUUGAUGGCGCGUUGUCGCUCACUAAAGUCUAGCCCUUGUCACUGUUUGGCGUUGACCCAGAAACCUUCAGUUACUCCAUCAGUUUCCAUCAAUGGGACCUGAGGUUGGGGAAGUGGGGUUUUUUAAAAAAAUUAUUAUUAUUGGAGAUCAACCAGCCCAAACGUUGUCCCUUCCCCAUUCCUGUAACGAGCCAGCGCCAACGUUUCCUGUCUAGGGCGGAUGCUGAACUCUCUCCGACGCAAUGCUGCCACCAUAUCUCAGAGAAAGAGGGGGGAGCAGAUCAAUAAUCCGCACUGACCCCUUUCCAGAGCCCCGGGCUUCCUCAGGGCGAGGGUGGGGGGAGUGGUGCAGGGUCUGUGGGCUGUAGCCGAUAUGCAACCCAGCCCCAGCUUAACAGGAACUGUCUGAAUCACUUUGGACCCCAUCACUAUGCACCCAGCUCUCGGAGCAACAGAAAAUGUGACUUUAUUCCCUGUUUUAAGGGGAAACUCUACCUGCUAAUUUCCUUACAAAGGAAAGUACUUUAUAGAUGUAUUUUUUUUCUUUCCAGAUUCCCUGUUUUAUAAUUGUCAGAAGGUGCACUAAAUACACAUGAUCAAGAUCAAUUAUUUAUUACGAGUUGACAAAAUAAAGUUUGCAUUAUUUAGCAUUCUUGUUA